Messenger RNA from Neospora caninum, 1011 nucleotides. RefSeq lists its product as hypothetical. The record is from RefSeq and is a predicted model, not a curated record. Gene Ontology annotation, biological process: mitochondrial electron transport, cytochrome c to oxygen. Gene Ontology annotation, cellular component: mitochondrial envelope. Lineage: Eukaryota; Apicomplexa; Conoidasida; Eucoccidiorida; Sarcocystidae. The coding region runs from base 1 to 1011 and encodes 336 amino acids. The transcript has 5 exons.
AUGUCCAACUGGAGCAGCCUCGUUGUCACCGUUUCUUUCCAUGCUUUUGUUCAGGCAUCCUUCGUCAAGAUGGUGGCUUCUCGUCUUUCCUGCAUGCUCGCGUCGGGGGCGGCGUCGAGAAACCUGGUCCCCAAGAGCCUCUCCUUGGGGUGGUACCCGUCGGCCAAGAAAUCCUUCUCGUCUCUCUCUGUGCUCUCGUCCGCCUCUUCCGCGUCUUCUUCGAGCUCUCUCUCGUCUCUGCUGUGUUCCUCUUCUCUUUCUCCACGAGCGCUCGCAGGGACACAGUCUGCCAGCGCAUGCACAGCGAAGCGCACGUACUUGCACUUUGGCCGAACGAUGCCCGAAGACUUCGAACUCCCUUCCGACACCAUGCCGAAAAACGUCGCGGAACUGAUGAGCAAAAACCCCAAAGAUCUCGACUUCUUUGAAAACUACUGGUACUGGAAACUCAGGGGCGAGGCUGUCAUCCUCGACCCUGCCACGCUCCCGCAAAAAAGCUACAAACAACUUGCUAGAGACAUGGGCAUGCAGAUUGUGACUGAGGAAACCGAGCACAUGGUUGGCCUGCUGGAGCUGUACGAACAUUUGCGCGCUGCUGCGUUCGUCGGACCUUUCGGCACUAUCGAGAAGCCUGUUUUGUGCCCCUCGGUGACGACCGAUCGGAUCGUCGGCUGCACAGGAGGAACUGGCGAGAAAGAGCAUGUGCCUCUCUGGUUCCGCUGCCGCGAGGGCUUUCUGUACCGCUGCGGCGAGUGCGAUCAAAUCUUCAUGCUCGUUCGAGUCUUCUACUCUCUCCCCGAUGGCAAAGAUCCGUUCCCCGUUGACCCGGACGUCGAGGACGUCUUCGACAUAAAGCUCCUUGAGAAGGGCCAGAAAAUGUGGAACUGCAACGAGUACGUGCGGUGGCCAGCAGGUCACCAAGCCUACUCAGAACUCUUCCUGGAAGGCAAGUGGGGCAACGAGAUUCCCCGGCGUCUUGCUCAGGAGAUGAGGGAAAUCGAGGCUGCUUGA